This is a messenger RNA of Vigna angularis (adzuki bean), 1740 nucleotides long. RefSeq lists its product as uncharacterized. The record is from RefSeq and is a predicted model, not a curated record. Gene Ontology annotation, molecular function: zinc ion binding. The coding region runs from base 1 to 1740 and encodes 579 amino acids. NCBI's taxonomy places the organism in Eukaryota, Viridiplantae, Streptophyta, Magnoliopsida, Fabales, Fabaceae. The transcript has 7 exons.
AUGGAUGAUCUGAGUGGUGAUGAAUACGUGGAUGCAGACAAUCAUCAAGAAACCCAACAACAAUGUAGGGGUUUGUCAGACGAUGAUUGGGAGUCUGAUAUGCUUGUAACUCCUGAAAACAGUACAAUGGUAGAUUACAAGUGGGAAGUGGGCACCAUUUUUAGUGGGAAGGAAGACUUUAAGGAUGCUAUUAGAAGGUAUGCUGUUCAUGCUGGGAGGGAUCUAAAAUUUGUCAAGAAUGAUAACCGUAGGGUGAGAGUGAGGUGCAUGGGUGCCCAAGGUAAGUGCCCAUGGGUAGCUUACUGCGGGUACUUGCCAUCACGCAAAAUUUGGCAAUUAAGGAAGAUAAUUGAUACUCACGGUUGUAGUAGGCAACUUAACAUCAAACUAAUGAAUGCUAAGUGGUUGAGUCAGGAAAUAGAUAGGUCUUUAGUUGACAAUCCUAAUUUAAGGGUGAAUGAUAUUCGUACUAAAGCAUUAAGAAAAUGGAAUUCAAAUGUGUCAAUAUCCAAGGCACGGAGGGCAAAGUUAAUUGCCACAAGACAGGUUGAAGGAGAUUUCAAAGAACAGUAUAAAAGGAUAUACGACUAUGGACAUGAGCUGUUGAGGUGUAACCCAGGUUCAACAGUGCAGAUUAAAGUUGAGUCUCAUAAUGGUGACCCAAUCUUCCAAAGAAUAUGUUUUUUGAAAGGUUAUUACAAGGGGGAGCUGCUCACUGCUGUUGGUAGGGACCCAAACGAUCAAAUGCUACCCCUUGCCUAUGCAGUAGUAGAAGUGGAGAACAAAGACAUCUGGACAUGGUUUUUGCAAUUAUUAAUUCAAGACCUCGGGGGUAGUCAAGUAUGUGGUGGGUGCACGUGGUGGGUGCACGUGGAUGUCAGACCAGUAGAAGGGGUUGGUCCCAACUAUCCAGGAGCUUCUGCCUGGGACAAAACAAAGAUUCUGUCUCAGGCACCUGCUUGGGAGAGAGAGAUGCUGAAAAUUAAAGAAGUCAAUAUUGAAGCAUAUAAAUACCUCAUAGGCAUUCCCCCGAGGUUUUGGUCAAGAUCUCGCUUCACAAGUCAAGCAAUGAUUGAUACACUAGAUAACAACAUCAGUGAAGCUUUCAACAGUGUUCUUGUUCAUGCAAGAGGAAAACCAAUUAUCACCAUGAUGGAGGAUAUCAGAGUUUAUCUCAUGAAAAGGUGGGCCACGAAUAGAACCAAGGUGGCAUCUAUGGACUUCACAAUAUGCCCAAAGAUAAAGAAGAGACUUCAGAAGGAAUGUAAUCUGUCAAGAUUUUGGGUGCCAAGCUGGUUUGCACGAAAGAUUUUUGAGGUUAGGCAUACUUCAUCAGUUGGGAACAAGUUCACACUGGACCUGGACACAAAGGAGUGUAGCUGCAGAAAGUGGAUGAUCAGUGCCAUCCCAUGCUGUCAUGCAAUUGUAGCAAUGAACUACUCCAACGUUGAUCCAGAGAAUUUUAUCCCCACUUUGUUCACAAGAUCCACCUAUGAAGAGGUGUAUGCGUCCAUAAUUUUUCCACUCAAUGGCCACCUACUAUGGGAAACCACAAAUUUCAAUGAUGUACUACCACCAGUGAUGAGGAAGAUGCCUGGGAGGCCAAAGAAAAAAAGGAGGUUGGAAGCAUGGGAGCUAACUAAGGAUGACACUCAAAUGCGUGUUGGUGGGCAUAGGAAAAAAUGUAGUAUUUGUCGUCAGAGGGGGCACAAUAAGAAUAACUGCCCUUUAAAGCCCUAG